CUGCAACAUAUAUACUUUGGCACUGAUUUAACAAAUAAUCUCUAAAAAUACAUAUUUUAAAAAAUAAUUGAAAAUUUUCAAUAUUUACUGUGUAUUUCAUAUUAUGAAAUUAUUAACAUUGGCCAACUAGAUGCGACAAUUGAAGUUAUGUAAAAGACGCCUUUAUCUGUUAGAAAGGAAAAUAAAAAUAUUGACAUAUUCACAAGAAUUAUCCAAAUAUGUUUGGAGAUUUUCAUGUGGCUCAAAUGCAUCAGAUUCCAGGGAAAUGUGAAGUGGGAGAAGUGCGAGUGAGAAAUAUGAAUACAGAGAAUAUUUCAGUGGCCAUGACAAUGUUCUCGUGAAUUCUGUGCUCUUCCUGGGUCUCUAUACUUUUCCGUUAGCUUGAGUGUGAGGAUGGUAACCUAACCACCACCGAGAUGCGCAAUUGCCUGAGCUCUGAAUAAAAGCUGGGAACUGCCUAGUCAAAGCCUUCUUUCAAUGCUAGGACUGAAGUUACUUCCUUCCAGUUUCCGAAGUUGAUUUUUUUUCCAGUUUCAAAAGAGCUGCUUGGGUCUGUGAGGAAAUGUGUCUGUGUUUGCCAUGUCGUGUGGAUGCAAUAAGAAAGCCCUUCGAAACGCUGUUAAGACUUGAGAGGUACUACUUGAAAAUGCUCCAUUUAGAUUUCCAUCACUCUAAAAGGAUUGGGUUUUCUCAAUGUUUUGGAGAAAGUAAACACUCGGAAAGGACGCGGGGUGGCGCUGCAGCAUUAGAAGUAGAAGGAAGGAAGCAACUAGUCAGUGCUGCUUUAUCCGUGCUUCUUUAGCCGGAUGCUCUGAUAAAGAAGCAAGCAGGACAGGGAGGCUUUCUAAGCCGGUGGCUCCGGGAAAUCAGGGCCCUAGGCGUCUCCAUUUAUCCCAGUAUUUGGGAGAUACUGGGAAAUCGAGUCAGCGACAAUGGGAGCCGGAACUGGGUCAGGUUUGCUGGGAGACCAGAAGGCGAUGGAGGCCGGAGAAGGAAAGGAACGCUUUCAGAAACAAAGGCAAGUCUUAAUAUUCUUUGUUUUGCUGGGCAUAGCUCGGGCUGGUUCCGAGCCUAGGCACUAUUCAGUGGCCGAGGAAAUGGAGAGUGGCUCCUUUGUGGCCAAUUUGUUGAAAGACCUGGGGCUGGAGGUAGAUGAGCUAACUGCGCGGGGGCCCCGGGUCGUUUCCAAAGGGAAAAAAGUGCGUUUGCACUUCGAUAGGCAGACCGGGGAUUUGUUGUUAAAUGAGAAACUGGACCGGGAGGAGCUGUGUGGUCCUACCGAGCCCUGUGUGCUACCUUUCCAGGUGUUAUUGGAAAAUCCCCUGGAGUUUUUUCAGGCCGAGCUACGGAUUAGGGACAUAAAUGAUCAUUCCCCGGUUUUCCUAGACAAAGAAAUAAUUUUGAAAAUUUCUGAAAGUAUCACCCCCGGAACUGCUUUCCUAAUAGAACGUGCCCAGGACUUAGAUGUAGGAAACAACAGUCUCCAAAGUUACACAGUCAGCCCCAAUUCCCAUUUCCAUCUUAAAUUACAAGACAGUUCCGACGGCAUAAUAUUACCACAGCUGGUGCUGGACAAAGCGCUGGAUCGCGAGGAACAGGCUGAGAUCAGGUUAACCCUCACGGCGCUGGAUGGUGGGACUCCACCCAGGUCUGGCACCGCUCUGGUCCGCAUUGAAGUCUUGGACAUCAAUGAUAACGCUCCGGAAUUUGCAGAGCUGCUCUAUGAGGUGCAGGUCCCGGAAAACAGCCCCAUUGGAUCGCAGGUUGCCAUUGUCUCUGCUAGAGAUUUAGACAUUGGAGCCUAUGGAGAAAUAUCUUAUGUAUUUUCCCAAGCUUCUGAAGAAAUUCGCAAAACUUUUCAAAUAAAUGCAAAAUCCGGAGAACUCCUUUUAAGACAGAGACUGGAUUUCGAAUCCAUUCAGACUUAUACAUUAAAUAUUCAGGCGACAGAUGGUGGGGGUCUUUCUGGAAAUUGUGUGGUGUUUGUCCAAGUGAUGGAUUUGAAUGACAACCCUCCGGAACUGACCAUGUCAACACUUAUCAAUGAAAUCCCAGAAAACAUGCAGGAGACCAUAAUUGCUGUAUUCAGUGUUUCAGAUCCUGACUCAGGAGACAAUGGAAGGAUGGUUUGCUCUAUCCAAGAUGAUCUUCCUUUCUUCCUUAAACCCUCUGUUGAAAAUUUUUACACUCUCGUGACAAACACAGCCCUGGACCGAGAGACAAGAUCCGAAUACAACAUCACCAUCACGGUCACUGACUUGGGGACUCCCAGGCUGAAAACCCAGCACAACAUAACCGUGAUAGUCUCCGACGUCAACGACAACGCCCCGGCCUUCACCCAAACCUCCUACACCCUGUUCGUCCGCGAGAACAACAGCCCCGCCCUGCACAUCGGCAGCGUCAGCGCCACAGACGCAGACGCGGGCGCCAACGCCCAGGUCACCUACUCGCUGCUGCCGCCACAGGACCCCGUCACGCUGCACGUGCUGCUGGUGGACGGCUUCUCGCAGCCCUACCUGCCGCUGCCCGAAGCGGCGGCCUACCCGGUGCGGGCCGACCCGCUCACGGUCUACCUGGUCAUCGCGCUGGCGUCGGUGUCGUCGCUCUUCCUGUUCUCGGUGCUGGCGUUCAUCGCGGUGCGGCUGUGCAGGAGGGGCAGGGCCGCCUCGCUGGGUGGCUGCUCGGUGCCCGAGGGCCACUUCCCGGGCCACCUGGUGGACAUCGGCGGCACCGGGACCCUGUCCCACAGCUACCAGUAUGAGGUGUGUCUGACGGGAGGCUCAGGUACCAGCGAGUUCAAGUUCCUCAAACCGGUUGUCCCCAACUUCCUUGCUCAGGGUGAGGAGAGGGUUAGUGAGGCAAACCCCAGUUUCAGGGAUUGCUUUGAAUUCAGUUAAGAAUCAAUAAGGUCUAUUGAGCCUAGUCUGUUAAUUUGUGGAAAAUCCUUUUUAACUGUCUUGCCUAGUGGGGUUGCUUCUUGUUAUUUGAAAUGUAAAUAUCUCUUUUCAAUUCAGUGCAUGUUACUGGUGUUUCCAAAUGUGUUGCUUUGUGGUAUAAUGAAUGCAAAUUUUCUUUGUAUUCUUAUUGGUGAUUAGUCUCCCUGUAGAUUUAUAGUAUGAAAGUAAAUUUGGUUUUCCAAAAGUCCUAAGUUUUAAGUUACAGCAUUGUUUACCAAAUUCAUCUUCCCCAGUGCGUAGUUAAUUUUGCAGUCCUACGUUUUUAAAUGUUUGCUAUCUCUACAUAUGGUUAUCUUUUUUUUCUGCCCAGAAUAUUUGUUUGUAUAGUGUGACUUUUAUCCUGUGAAGUCACAUUGGGUAAAAUCAACAUAGGUAUAUUCAUGAAAAAACAAAGCACUCUCUCACAUUUUUCUAAAUAUAUACUUCAAAAAAGUAUCCACAUAUGAAAAUUAUGAUUCUUUAAAGAUUGUGAGAACCUUGACUGUUAGAUCCAACAAAACAUUCAUAUUAAGUCUUCAAUAAACCAAUCACUAAUAUUUUAAAAUGUACUUGUAUACACAGCACAUGUCCAGGCAUUUUCAAAGACAUACUAAUUCUUCAUGCUUUCUGUUUCAAAAAAUUUUAAUCUCUUAUUUCAGUCUGUCCUUUAAAAAAAUCUCAGUUUUCAUUAUUAAAAACUAAUAACUUUGAGCACUUAAUUAAAAUCUGGAAGAUUUUAGGGAAUAUAUGUCUUUGUCCUUGACCAAAUUUAAGAAACUUCAGAUGUAGUUUGGUAUUGCAUUUUCCAACAUUUUCUGAAGCAUGAAUGAUUUCGUUGGAAAUAAGCCUGUGGGGAAAAUAUUUAUCUUGGUCUGCCUGAUCAUACCUUUUUUUUUUUUUUUGCACUGACUACUUCUAUUUUCCCCUUUCAGUUUCUUACUUUUCAAUGCUUUUUUUUCUUUACGUGCUUGAGUUAAGUUUCUCAAUAGCUCCCCAUUUUUUGCAUGAUUAGCACAAUGACUUGAAGAUUAUAGCUUCUGUUCUUAAUAAAAAUUUUGAGUGACUGAUUGAAAGAAAGAAGUGUCUUUAUUUCACCUGUGAUAUAUAUUGAUAUUUAAAUACAUUAAAAUACUCACAGGACAAAAUUUUGCUGGAAUUAUGUGCUCUUUGAUGUAUGAUGAAUUUUAUACAUAUAAUUUUUGGUUAUUAAUUGAGCUUAUCACUGUUCAAACUAUGCAGUUAUCAAUCCCUGAUGUCUCUUUCCUUCAACAUAUUUUUCCUUUUUCUCUUCCUGCUUAAUUUGAAUCGCCUCCCCUGCCCACUAGCUUAAGGAAUACAAAUAGGGAAGUUGUGUUUUCAAUUUUGUAACUUAAAUUUCCUUCUGUAAUUCCCUAAAUGAUUCAUCUAAGUCUAUUUCUAGCAUCUCAAUUUCUGAUCCAUACAUUAAAACAAAAUUUUUAAUUCUUAA
Messenger RNA from Hipposideros armiger (great roundleaf bat), 4404 nucleotides. Its product is annotated as protocadherin beta-2-like. Gene Ontology annotation, molecular function: calcium ion binding. The record is from RefSeq and is a predicted model, not a curated record. Gene Ontology annotation, biological process: homophilic cell-cell adhesion. Bases 933 to 2897 code for a protein of 654 amino acids. NCBI's taxonomy places the organism in Eukaryota, Metazoa, Chordata, Mammalia, Chiroptera, Hipposideridae. Gene Ontology annotation, cellular component: plasma membrane. The transcript is spliced from 2 exons.